Molecule: messenger RNA, 3015 nt
Organism: Seminavis robusta
Lineage: Eukaryota; Bacillariophyta; Bacillariophyceae; Naviculales; Naviculaceae
Source: the annotation of a GenBank genome assembly
CAGGAUUUACUGUAAUUAAGUGACAGAAUGACCCAUGUCCAGUUCCGAGUUCCGAGACAACUUUUCACAACUUCCCCGCCCGCCUUCAUAAUCAAUUCUUCUUCCGGUUGUCACUUCUUGCGCAAUGAAAGUCGAACAGAGACCUCGAUGUCCUCGAUCCACAACUGCUUUCUCCGUCCAACUCUCCUCUCCAUACCAUACCGUAGACUUCAAGCAUGACCUGGACAAUCUACUACAACGCCACAUCCGAUGUGUGGACAACAGCCUUGGUCAACCACAGCAGUGACAAUGAUUCGGAUGUCUGGACCAACACAAGUUCUGCAGAGAGCAGCAACAGCACUGGAUCAGGAGGAGAACAGCAGGAAGAAGGAGAACCCACCAUCACGACGUGGUCUGGAAUUUGGGUGACCUUUCUGGUGAGUGCCCUUCAAUGCCUGGUGUUCUACGCUUUCUUUCUGUACCAACGCCAUCAAGACUCCAAGAAAAACUCGGUGGACCUCUACGAACCACGACAACACACUCGAAAGCAUCGAUCCCCGGCUCCCUUUGCUACGUCUUGGUGGAAAUCGGCGUGGGAAGUGGAACAAGACGAACUGCUGCGCUGUGUCGGGUUGGACAGUUUCAUGUUUCUGCGAUUCCUUCGCUUGGGGGCUCAACUGUGUGGUCUGGGAUCCGUAUUGGCCGUGUUGGUACUCAUUCCCGUCUAUGCCACGGGCGACAAUCGAGGCAAUGCCACCUUGCAAUUCAAUCAGAUCACAUUGGCACGUGUCGAAGCGGCAUCUCCUCGAUUGUGGGCAUCCCUGCUGGCAUGGUACCUGUUUGUGGCAUUCGUGUUGUAUGCCUUUUGGAACGAAUGGCAACUCUUUCGCACUCAUCGAUCGGCCUUUUUGGCACGUGGCGACCAAGACAUGCCACAGGAAUAUCGAUACGCCGUGCGUGUCGAAGGUAUCCCUCCCGAGUUUCGUACCGACAAGGCAUUGAAAGCCUACUUUGAACGACUCUUUCCCAAUCAAGUGCAACAGGUCACGGUCUUGCUGGAAAUGACACAAUUGCAGAAACUCAUUCAAGAACGACAAGAGAAUAUUGAAAAACUAGAACAAGUCGUUGCCUUUCUGCAUGCCAAACCCGACAAACCCAGACCAGUCAUCAAACGCAAAGAUGAUGCAGAGGAGGUGGAUGCUGUGGAACACCACGAAGCAGAAAUUGCCCGUUUGAAUCUCGAGAUUGAUCAAGAGCGAUCCACAUUUCAAAACAAUGUAGCAGAACAGUCCCCUCAGACGACAACGACCAAGAAUACUGGUGACGGAACCACUGAAGCUCCACCACACACCACCGAGUUGGAAGAAACGGCUCCGGCCAAAGACGAUGAUAGCAAGGCCACCUCGACAGCCUUUGUCACAUUUACCAGUCUUCGUGCCAAACAGGCGGCCAUUCAAUGCGAGCUGACGGGGAAUCCCGAUCGUAUGGUCGUCUUUGCCGCACCCGAUCCAAAGGGCGUCUUGUGGGACAAUGUCACGGUAUCCCUCACGCAGCAAGUCAUUUUCCAAAAACAAGCCGCGCUCGUCUUUUCCGCCGGGGUUUGCUUUUGGGCCAUCCCCGUGGCAUUCGUUACGGCCAUUGCCAAUCUCAAUGGCAUCUUACAAGGCUUGGGGUUGCCACCGGCCGAUCCAACCGCAGCGUGGUACGGGCUGAUUAGUGGACUCUUGCCCGUCAUUUUCUUGUCGGUUCUCAUGGCAGUGUUGUACAUGGCCAUUGUGGCGGCGGCAACUCAUCUCGUCCGAUACAAGUCGGCCGCCGAAGUGGAUGCCUAUGCUCUCUACUGGCAUCAGUUGUUCCAGCUUGCCAACUUGUGGCUCAUUCUGAUUGGAGGUAGCGCCUUUGAUCAGAUUGAUGGCAUGAUCAACGACCCAACUGGGAUCAUUGACAUUAUCGCAACUGCCAUGCCCGGAGCUUCCGUCUUUUUCGUUAACAUGAUGCUAGUGGGGUCAUUUGGAGCCUUUGGGCUAGAACUUUCCAUGUUGCCCACCUACGGGGUCAGCCUGGUCAUGAAGUUGAUUCAGCCCGAAGCCAUGCUCACACAGCGGCAACUUGACCAAGCCAAGACGCCUCCUUCGAUUGUGUGGGGAGAGCAGGUUCCACCGGUGGUCUUUGUGUUCCUCGUUGUCAUCGUAUACAUGCCCAUUGUCCCAAUCAUGGAAGUCUUUGGCGUUGUGUACUUUGCGGGGUACUAUCUCGUGUACAAGCACCAGUGUUUGCACGUCUAUGCCCAAGAAUUUGAAGGUGGUGGGGAUGCCACCUGGCAGAAACUGUUUCCGUUUCUCAUGGCUUGUUUGUACAUGGGAGAACUCAUCUUUAUUGCAUACAUGGGCAUCAAAGAAGCUCCCGUUCAGGGUGCUUUUGGAUUCGUUCCAUUGGUGGUAACCAUUGCCUUUCACAUGCACUUGAGUCGUACGAUCGUACGACCGCUCCGAAACUUGUCGCUCGAAAUGGCAGCUCAGGUGGACAUUGAUGACGGCGAGCUCGAUCAGAAUACUGCAUCCGUCUUGUACGGAAUGCCUGCUUUGAAAACAGAGGGUGAGGAACGAGGACCCAUGCCGUACCGACGCAGCGAGGUUGAGCGAGACGAGGAAGGGGGUGACGUAGUGCAGCCGAUAGAUGACGAGCAGCGCGACAAUGAAACGGUGCAAGAGAAGCAUAGUGCAGCCCCUGAAGAAGGCUCAGUACCGAUUCACAGCAAUGAAGAAGGGGGAGAAGUCGGACGAGCGGCGCCGCGAUCGGUAACUUCGUCAACAGUGUUGACGCUGCAAUAGGAAGCAACAGCCUCGGAGAGAUUACUUUCGCAGGCAGCAAAUUGGGUGAUUGGUUUGGAACAGCAUCACUAGGAUCACGUUGGCCAUGGUUCAGAAUCGAAUCAUUGAUUUGAAAAAUCAAUCUAGCUGGCUAGUAGACCACAGAGGCGACACAAGUUCACCAGCAAUGUAUGCAGCCUUAUAGCAACAGUCACAGCUAUAGUUU